CAAAGAUGUGUGACUGCGCUCUUCAGUGCAUUCAGACGUUCUAAUUAUCCACCAUAGUCCUGACAGAUCCCCAAGCUGAUACUGGGCUACUUUUUGUCCCUUGGAGAGACAGCUCGAAGAGAGAGUAUGGGAAGGAGGUAUUUAUAGAGAAAUGGGGCCUCACUUUACACUUUUUGGAGAGAGAAUCAUUAAGGAUCUGUGCUAGGUGUCCCAGUUUCUUGAUUUGAGCUCUGCAGGCAGGACUAGCAAGACUCGCCAGAGAUGCAGAAUCAACUCAUCGACAACAUCACUCUGGCACUCGAUGCAGUGUCACUCUUUUUUUAAGUGGCGGUGCUCUGCAUGCCACACGAUGAUGGGGGGCAUUCGAAAGGCAUUUCCCCUGAAGCAUGGUGAUGUGCAGUAAGAGGAUCUCAUGGAAGACGUGGACCAGGCGUUUUGUUCUCCAAAUUUUUGAUACCUGUUGAAUUACGACAAAAUGAAGAAAUUCCUCCAGAAUAAGAAAGGAAGAUACUCCUUACGGCAGAACAAGCCGGGUCCUCGAUAUCCGCCCAAAGAUUUUUUCCUCACCAUGCCAGCAUCCAACCAGGGCUGGCCAGAGGAGUUUGGCUUUCAGAUAGGGGGGAAUGGGCCCAGCUACAUCUUGACUGUGGAGGAUGGAAGCAGUGCUCAUCUGUCUGGACUGCAACCUGGAGACCAGGUCUUGGAGAUUGAGGGGCAGAACGUUUCCAGUCUUAGUGCUCAAGAGGUCAUUGCCCUUGCCCAAUCACACCGAAACAUCCCGCCCAGUAUUGGAGUAGUUUCACGCAUCCAGCAGAUGGAUAUCACUCCAGGCCCUGAUGGUCGCUUCGGUUUCACUAUCGUGGGAGACUGCCCCCUGCUGGUGGAGGAUUGCUCCCCCUGCUCCCCAGCGGGUCGCAGUGGUCUCAGAGCUGGAGAUUAUGUCAUGGAGGUGAAUGGGAUCCCAGUGAAGCACCAUGAGAUGGCAGCCGCUUUGAUAAAGGCCUCUCAGGGCCGCACGCUGCGGCUUGGGGUGCUGUGCAUGGGCAGUCGCCAGAAACGCAGCAGCGGGAGUCUAGAGGGCUCUCAGAAAGACACAGAUGGCAUGCGUCAGGACCGCAAACACAAGGCUCUGGAGUUCAAUAGGAGGGUUGAGGAGAUUUUGAGGAAUGAACCAGAGGUGAAAGAGAAACUGUUUGCUGUACUGAAACAGUUUGCUGCUGAGAGGAAGGUGGACUGGCUUGCUUCCGUUCUUCCUGACAUCUUGACAACUGAAGAGCAGCAACAGCUCAUCUUAAACAUCAGGAUCUUCAUUCCCAAGAAGCAUCGGCAGCGCUUUGACGAGGCCGUUUCUCAGAGUCUCCUCAACCGCAUGUGCCGUAGCAAGAGCCUUGGCGAGCCCCAAAACAGGCUCCGCCGAAGCCGAAGUCAAGACCACCAUGAGCGUCCGCAAGGCUCGAAACGGGCCAGUUCUGUGCCCAGAGAUACCGGCGAUGACCCGGCCCAACCUGAGCGUGGCCUUAGGAAGAGCACCACCAUGAUUCCCAGCCACUAUGUCACUGGAGCUAACCAGAGAACCAUCCGUGUGUACAGGGGUAAGAAGAGUUUUGGGUUUACUCUGAGAGGUCACGCUCCUGUGUGGAUCGACUCAGUAAUGACAGGUAGUCCAGCUGAGGCGUGUGGCCUUAAACCAGGAGACCGCAUACUGUUCCUCAAUGGCCUAGACAUGAGGAACUGCUCCCAUGAGAAAGUGGUGUCCAUGCUGCAGGGCAGUGGUGCCAUGCCCACUCUAGUGCUGGAAGAGGGCCCCGUAGAUUAUCCGCUCUCAGAUUCAGAGCCGGAGGAGUCCCCCACCAUCCCGCGCUCGCGCUCCCCGGCCCUCAGCUCCCUGCAGUGGGUGGCCGAGAUCCUGCCUCCCAGCAUCCGCGUGCACGGCCGUACCUUCAGCCAGCAACUUCAACACCUCCUCACCCUACAAGAAAGAUAUACCAUUUGCAAAGCUCUGGAGACCUUCUUCCAGCACAGGAAUGUGGACACACUCAUUGUAGAUGUGUUUCCUGUGCUGGACACUCCAGCCAAGCAGCUGAUUUGGCAGUUCAUUUACCAGCUGCUGACCUACGAGGAACAGGAACACUGCAAGAGCAAGAUCGCCCGCUUCCUGGGCUUCAAGAGUGCAGAACCAGAGGUAGGUCCAGAAACCCACAGACGGAGCAGCUCCAUGCGAGUGUCAGGUACCUCUCACAAAAACACUGUGAGAGAGAGAAGCUCAGACGACUGCAUCAUCGGCACUCACCUGGGAAUGGGAACAUUCACUGACCCUGUGACUCCAGAGGAAAGACAGUGUGGGGAUGGGACUUCCUUCCCAGAGUCCCCAGAUCUCAGCCACAUGUCAGGAGUGUACACGGAGCUUGAGAACAUGUUUCCCGGGAAGAGCAACCAGUCUCUCCAGAGUCACUCCUCACCCAGGGCUGUUGGCAUGGGCCACGCUGAGAACAACACAUACACUCAGUCUUUCACACACAGUAACGCAGGGAACCGUAAGUCAGGCCUCUCUCUUUCAUGGACUGAAUCCUUUCCUGGCCCUCAGUUUGAGCCUUACCAGCAGACUGUUCCUUCUCCAGACAGUGUGGACUCUAAUCCUUAUGUUAGUUUAGACAGCCCCCCUGCCUCCCCUCUGCCUUCUGAUGAACCCAGUCCUCUGCCCCAGCGCAGGAAGCUCUUCACCUUCUCACGUCCACCUCGCAGCCGAGACACCGACAAGUUCCUGGAUGCUCUGAGCGAGCAGUUGGGACACCGGGUCAAUAUCGUGGAUGACUUUAAGGGAGGGGAGAAUGAUUAUGAGGAGAUGAGUUUCCAGGAUGACCAGGAAGUGAACAUGCUGCCUCAUGAGUUAAGCAGUGCCAGCAAGCUCAGGGCCCAGCACACCCGUCCCCGACGCUCCUCUCCCCAGCCCAGCGCUCCACCCAUUCUCCAGCUGCACCAACCGAAGGCUCACCCCAUCCUACAGUCAUCCCCGCGCACCUCCCCUCAACCCCCUCACGCAAGCACACAGCACACUCACCUACGACAUCCCACCCAGUCCAUCUACCAGAGCCAGCAGACCUCUGCCCCCAGAACCUCCCCUAACCUGACCAAACAAAAGAGCCUCCAUUCCCUGCCUUCCCAACAAAGCUAUGAUGGUACGCUCUCAACCAAGGUUCCCCCACCACCGCCACCUCCUUUACCCCCACCUUGUGAUCCUCCACCUUUGCCCAAAGCCAGCCCGAAAGCCUCUGACAACAACCACAUGAGCGUGAAGAGACUGCGCUGGGAGCAGGUGGAGAACUCUGAAGGAACUAUCUGGGGACAGCUUGGAGAUGAUCCUGAUUAUCAUAAACUCAGUGACAUGGUCAAGUACCUGGAUCUGGAUCUGUACUUCGGCACACAGAGGAAUUCCAUCUCUCUUCCAGAGCCCACUUUCCUGCCCGAGAACUUUAAAAAGAAAGACGUGGUCGAGAUUCUCUCCCAUAAAAAGGCCUACAACGCCUCUAUCCUCAUUGCACAUCUGAAGCUGUCCCCGAAGGAGCUGCGAGAAAUCCUCAUGACCAUGAGCACUGAGCGUCUGGAGCCCGCACACAUUAAACAACUGUUGCUUUACGCUCCUGAUGACGAGGAGGUCAAACAGUUUCAGCAUUACGACCAGGACCCCGCCAAACUUAGCGAGCCUGACCAGUUUGUCCUACAGAUGCUACUAGUUCCUGAGUAUAAAACCAGACUGAGGAGUCUUCUUUUUAAGACCACUGUGCAGGAGAAAACAGAAGAAAUGAGAGGCGCAUAUGAAUGCAUAUACAAAGCCUCAUUAGAGCUUAAAAACAGCAAGAGGUUGGCCAAGAUCCUGGAGUUUGUUUUAGCAAUGGGAAAUUAUCUGAAUAAUGGUCAACCCAAGACGAAUAAAACAACAGGAUUCAAAAUUAAUUUUCUUACCGAGCUGAACACAACAAAAACAGUUGAUGGAAAGUCGACUUUCCUCCAUAUUCUUGCCAAAUCAUUAUGCCAACACUUCCCAGAACUCAUCGACUUCGCCAGGGACCUCAUAACAGUGCCACUAGCUGCCAAAGUCAAUCAGAGGACCAUUACUGCUGAGCUCAGUGACCUUCACUCCACCAUCCAAGACAUAAGAACCUCCUGUGUGAAAAUCCCAGCUACUGCAGAGGAUGGCUUCGCAUCGGUUAUGAGUAGCUUUCUGGAAAACUGUCAUCCAGCUGUGCAGUCCCUAGACUCCUUGCAGCAAAGAGCAAUGGAUGAGUUUCAUAAAGUGGCCUCCUACUUUGGAGAAGACAGUAAGGCCACGACCACAGAAACCUUCUUUGGCAUCUUCGCCGAAUUUAUCUCCAAAUUUGAGAGAGCACUGAGUGAGACGCAAGGAACAGAAAACCCCAGAAGCCCCCGAAUAGCCUCGCCGCUGGCAUGGUGAAACCAACAGCAUCUGCUGUUUCUAAUCCAGAACGCCCAUGUGCCAAUAAAAACAGGGAACUUGAUAGCGUGAAGGGAAAUGAACCUUACUUUAAAUGUCUUCGAUGAAUUAAAAAUAUCUUUAGAAUAAAAAAGAUAUAUAUUUUAUACAGAACUUCAGCGAGAAAGUAUAUUAAUAUAGCCUAAUAAUAAUCAUUUUGUUUUGAGAUUUCCAGCUGCUAGAGAAUGUAACAGGAACAUGCACACUUCAGGUGAAGAGGAUUGAUGGUAUAUUUUGGUAUGGUAUACUUACUCAUCCUCAAGCCAAAUGUAUUUUAACACAC
This is a messenger RNA of Sinocyclocheilus rhinocerous, 4772 nucleotides long. RefSeq names its product delphilin-like. Bases 476 to 4450 code for a protein of 1324 amino acids. NCBI's taxonomy places the organism in Eukaryota, Metazoa, Chordata, Actinopteri, Cypriniformes, Cyprinidae. The record is from RefSeq and is a predicted model, not a curated record. The transcript has 23 exons. Gene Ontology annotation, molecular function: protein binding.